Daphnia pulex (common water flea) is the source of this 1878-nucleotide messenger RNA. RefSeq names its product INO80 complex subunit C-like. Bases 119 to 592 code for a protein of 157 amino acids. Gene Ontology annotation, biological process: chromatin remodeling. The transcript has 7 exons. Gene Ontology annotation, cellular component: Ino80 complex. The record is from RefSeq and is a predicted model, not a curated record. NCBI's taxonomy places the organism in Eukaryota, Metazoa, Arthropoda, Branchiopoda, Diplostraca, Daphniidae.
CAGCACUUGUUAAGGAAAAAUAGCCCAAAGCUCUUGUUUUCAUGUGUACGUCUGCUGGAGUGCUGUAUGGACGUUACUACUCUGGAGUGCGGAUAGCUAGCAGCCUAUCAUAAUCAUAAUGGCAAAAAAAAAGAAAGUGUGUAUCUCAAACAGUAAGAAAAAUGAUGCUGGCAGUGUUAGUACAGUUCGCACAGAACCCCAGGUUUCAAGUCCCAUAUCUGUUGAUGGUCCAUUAGAUGAGGUGGUGUGCAAUGAAGAGACAAAAGUUGACAUUCCAUUUAAGAACAAAUCUUAUGAAGCAAAAAAAUCAAAUAAAAGAAAAAUCUGGAAGGGACUCAAACAGUUAAUAACACAAGAAAGAUCUCAAGAGUGGGUUACAGAAGCUGUAUUUUACAGCAGCAUUGAUGCACCACCAUCUUUUAAACCUGCUAAGAAGUACUCAGAUUUAUCUGGAUUGCUGGGGAAUUAUACAGAUCCACACACUCAUCUAAGAUUUGCUCAAGCUGAUGAAUAUAGAACAAUCCAAACAUUACCAAGUGAUAUUGUUUCUGGUUACUUGACUCUUAGAAAGGCUUCAAAUCCAGUUGGAUAAUAAAUUUGGUGGAUUGACAAAAACCUUGCAAUCUUGAGGAUUUCAUUUAUUCAAUUGUUGGAUAAAUCACAAUCGGCAAGUCCCAAACCAUUGUUUCGAUAUCCGUAACUUUCGGUGGCUCCCAAGCAGUUUCGCCAUUCCAAUUUAAAGCAGAGACGGCAGUAACAAAUUCAAAAUGCAGUCUCCAUUUUAAAGCUACCAUAUCCGUGUCGAAUGACGGCGUAACGUGCAGUGGAACAGGGAGCGAGAGAUGGGUUUGAAGGAAACCGAUACUAGUUUUUUUUUUAAAUAUUAACUCCAGUUAUUAUAAUUGUACUAUAUUAGAUCGUGUUACCAAAAUUCAUGGUGCUUUGAGUACGAUGUUAAAACGGAUUCAUCGCCAAGCUUGGACUGUUGUCCUCCAAUUCGACAGCGUUUCUCCUCAGGCACAAGUUCUUGGCUUUGUAAAGUGACCGAAUACUGCAUUGACAAGCAUGUAAAAUGGGGUCAUCAAUCAUUGAAAAAUUGGCUGUAAGCUGAUGACAAUACCUGCAUGCACGAAACCUUAGAAUCACCAAAGUCUAAUGUUCCUACAAUAUCCUCCCCAAGUCUAUAUCCAUUUUUGAAAAGGCAGAGACUUACUACUUUUCCUUUACUGUUUGUCACUUUGUAAAUACUAGGACUUCUCCUAGAAGUAAGUAACUAUAAUUUUGAUUAAAUGUUCAAUGAAAGUCAUUAAUGUUUCAAUUAAUAUCUAAGAAAUAUGAAUCUAGUUGCCUGCAUGCUUUCUAAAGGAUCAUCCAAUUCUGAAUUCAUGGAUAUAUUUGUUUUCAAGAAAGGGUUUGAGACAACAAUUUCUUGCUCAUCAUGACAGCUGUGCAAUCCUAAAUCUAAAAAGAGGAUGAUUUAAAAAAAUCAAAUAAUAUUCCAACCUCAUAUAAUACUUUGCCAUGUCAUCAGUCUAAGAGGCACAUGCAGCAAUUUUACUGAUGCUCCAACUCUCUGCAAUCCAAUUUUUAAUUUGUAAGAGUACUUAAUUGCCUGGCCCCGAAAUGAUGGAGGUAAAUUACUGGGAAUUGUUUCUUCGUAUAUAUCUAGAUUUACCCCAAAGAUAAUUUAAAAUUUAGCAAGUUGAUUUUAUAAUCACUAGAAAAUAUCUCUUACAUUCUGAACAGCUGUCAUCAGGCAGUUUCAAAUCACACACUAGGAUUUUAGGUUUUGUAGAAAAAAUAACCAAACCUCUCUCCCCAGCUCUUGGAGAGAGUGAUGUACUGUUAAAAGUAGCCCUACUGGGAUUGGAAACAGAA